UUCCGGCCCGCUGCCCUCCGCAGGAAGGAGGAGAGACGCACCGGAGCGCGCUCGGUCGGACUCGGUUCAUUCCGACUAUGGACGUUGUGCCGGUGAGAGGUCUCCGUGUGUUGCUGCUGCUGCUGCCGCUGCUGAGGCCCCGUGUCCGGGCCUCUGAGCCCCGGGCCUCCCGCGCCUCAAUGGACGAUGACUUCCUGCUGCCAUACGCCCCCGGCCACGGCCCCUCCCACUCCCAUCGCCAUACUCGAGACUGUCAGCCCAUCCAUCAUGGAAACACCACCCACGAGAGCCGGCCCGCCAGUAGCCACAGCGGGCUGCCGUUCGUCCAAUCAAACGCUUUCGUCACCGACGUGCCGGGAAGCUCCAGAUUCGCUUACGGCCACAUGACGGUGGUCCGGGACCCGCUGAGGACGGUGUCCGUGCUGGAGCCGGCCGGGCCGGGCGGCUGCUGGUUGAACAUGAGGUCCUCGGUGGAGGAGACGGCCAAAGCUGCCGGGUGUGUGUACGCCCUGAACGCCGGCUUCUUCGACCCGCACACGGGAAAGUGUCUGGGAAACCUGGUGAGCGAUUCUAAGAGGGUGCUGGACAGCGGCGGCGUGCAGAACGCCCAGUUUGGAAUCCGGAGGGACGGCACCCUCGUGUUCGGGUAUCUGUCUCAGGGAGAGGUGAAUGAUCCCUUCAACCCGUUCGUCCAGCUGGUCGGUGGCGUGGUGUGGCUGCUGAGGAGCGGAGAGGUCUACAUCAACCAGAGCCUGGAGGCCGAGUGCGACGCCACACAGACCACGGGGCAACUCCGCAAUUUUGUGGAUGUGGUGUCGGCCAGGACGGCGGUGGGUCACGACGCCGAGGGCCGACUGGUCCUCUUCCACCUCGAGGGACAGACGGGCGUCCGAGGGAUGAGUCUCUGGGAGGUGGCUGCGUUCCUGAAGAAGAACGGAGUGGUCAAUGCCAUUAACUUGGAUGGAGGCGGGUCUACCUCCUUCGUGGUUAACGGCUCACUGACCGGCUACCCCAGUGACCACUGCAUACCGGACAGCAGGUGGCGCUGUGGCCGGGAAGUCUCCUCUAUCCUGUGUGUUCACCCGCGGCGCUGUGCGUCGCAGGACUGCAGUGGACACGGUGGCUGUGUGGACGGACAGUGUGUGUGUCAGCCGGGCUGGACGGGCACGUCCUGUCACAAUCUGGUGUGCCAGCCGCCAGCCUGCGGCGCCCACGGGCUCUGCACCGCCAAUGGCUGCGUCUGUGAUGCAGGAUGGAACGGGACCAACUGCAGCCAAGAGUGCCUCCCGGGGUUCUACGGUGACGGCUGCAACCAGGCCUGCGACUGUGCCACCGGCAGCUCCUGUGACCCCGUCCACGGCCGCUGCACCUGCCCCCCCGGCUUUCAGGGCAACACCUGUGAACAAGUGUGUCCUCUGGGGUUCUUCGGUCUGUCCUGCGCUCAGGAGUGUCACUGUGACGACCAGUGUCCAUGUGACCCACAGACAGGAAGCUGCAACACCACGCUGCCACUUGUGACCAACAACACCUUACACAGAGCUGGCGUCUGUCUAGCCAAACAGAUGACGUCUCGGAGACAAGAGGAUGAAGCUCACAGCAGAGGAGAGCAGCCGUAUCUAACUGAGCCAACAUGGCUGAUCAUCAACCUCACCUUGGCCACUCUGCUGUCGGCCAGCCUGCUGGUUCACCUGGUGCAGGCCUGUCGCGGCUCGGGUCCAAACCAGCGCGGUGGCUACUCCUACGUCCCGCUGGCCGACAUCAACGACUCAGGCCGAACAUGAGUGAGGACCUCUUUCCUCUGCUCACAGCGGUUUCCUCUGUUUCUGGAAGGAGGUGGAGGCUGCAGGGAGGUCACAUGCUUUGUCACAUCCGUCCCACUCAGACGAUAUUGAACUUCCUCUCUGGUGUUUUAAAUUGAAGCGGUUUGUGAGGUUCAUGUGAAGUCCUGAUUCCUGUCAGCCUCGUGAUCUGAUGCAGACCCUCAUGUCUCCUGCAGACGCACCAUGCACCAGUUACCAGUUACCAGUUACCAGUGACUUUCCUCUCAUGGACUUUUUCUCAAAGAAACUUUGCUGCCAUGGAAUUUAAGGAUUUGUUCUCAAAUGUUUUGUAAUCUUGGGUUUUUGCCGAAUAAAAGGGUAAAGGUUUAAAAA
Messenger RNA from Platichthys flesus (European flounder), 2153 nucleotides. It is a transcript of the gene nagpa, whose product is annotated as N-acetylglucosamine-1-phosphodiester alpha-N-acetylglucosaminidase. Bases 78 to 1781 code for a protein of 567 amino acids. The transcript is spliced from 12 exons. The record is from RefSeq and is a predicted model, not a curated record. Lineage: Eukaryota; Metazoa; Chordata; Actinopteri; Pleuronectiformes; Pleuronectidae.